AUGCCUCCAAAAGCAGUGAAACCAACCAGCGACGAGCUUCUUGCUCAGUUCGACAACCUCGGCGUCGACAAGGCCGCCGAGAAAGCACCCAAGCCAGCCCCAGCACCCGCUGCGCCGGCGACCGACAAUGCCAAGUCAGAGCAGGAGGACAUCCUCGCGGAGCUGGACCACCUAGCUACACAGCGUCCGGGCAGUGGCACAGGGACUCCGCGUCUCUCGUCGGACAAGCCUCGGCCUUCUGCCCGGUCGCCUCGGCCCAGUGCGACAAUCGACCGACCCAGCGAAGACAAGCCGCAGUCUGAGGAAAUAGGCCGGUCUUCUCGUACUGGAGCCAGCCAGGGUCAGCCGAAGCCUGAGUCUGAACAGCCAGCUGCCCAGGAGGAGUCAGACCAGGGUGGUGGCUGGUGGGGCGGGCUGUUUGCUACGGCCAGCGCGGCUACCAACGCAGCCAUGAAGCAGGCCGAGGCGGCUGUCAAGGAGAUCCAGAACAAUGAAGAGGCUCAGAAAUGGGCCCAGCAAGUCAAAGGCAAUGUGGGAGCCUUGAGGGAUUUCGGUGGCGAGCUUAGCAGCAUGGCAAUCCCGACCUUCACCAAUCUGAUCCACACGAUUGCGCCUCCCAUCUCUUCGCACGAACGUCUUCAGAUCCAUGUCACACACGACCUCUCGGGCUACCCGGGGAUCGAUCCGCUGGUGUACACCGUGUUCUCGCGAGUGAUGUCCCAAGUCGAGGGCGGGGAUCUGCUGGUCAUCCAGCGGGGCCAGGAGUCCGCCCCUAAGCGCGGCCUCGACGUGGGCGGAUACAUGUCGAGCACGAGCUGGAGCGAUGGGCCCUGGUGGCGGACGGUCACCCCGGGAACUCCGCGCACUAUUUCUGCCGUGCCCGGUACGGUCGAGGCAUCCAAGCUGGCCCGUGCCAGCGCCGAGUCCUACGCGAUGGAAUACUUCUCGUCCCGCGGUGGAAUUGAAGAGGCGGCGAAGCAUGCCACCGAGGUUCUGAGCGAAUCGAACCCCGUCCGCAGCAGCGACAUCUUCUUGGCCAUUCAGGCCAUCAGCCAGACUGCCUCGAAGGAGCUCUUCCAGGCGAGCGCGACAAGAGAGAAAGCAACAACCCCCGGCGUGGUGGACGUCCCCGAGCCGGAGGAAGAGAUCGCAUUCGCGCUGUACCUGCACGACCCCAUCCACGGCAUCGCCUUCCACACCAUCUCCCAGACGCUUCCCCAGAAGUGGAUUGAGUGGCUCGAUGCGUCGGCGCCAGCCACCGAGAACCCGGACACCGAGGAGGCUCAGGUGCCGCGUGCCGUGGUGCCCGAAGACAUCGCCGAGAUCAUCGAGACUGGCGGCGUGGACCCACGUGAAUGGGUUGCGGAAUGGAUCGAGGAAACCUUGUCGUUGGCCACGGGAGUCAUUGCGCAGCGCUACGUGGCCCGCCGCAUGGGCGUCGGCGAGGCUGGUCUUGCCAAGGGCAAGAUGCGCGCCGAGCAGGCGUCCACUGUUGAGAGCGGCGCGGGUGAAGCGGCGCGUGCGAUGUAA
Penicillium alfredii is the source of this 1530-nucleotide messenger RNA. Its product is annotated as DUF5427 domain-containing protein MTC1. The transcript has 2 exons. The record is from RefSeq and is a predicted model, not a curated record. Bases 1 to 1530 code for a protein of 509 amino acids. Lineage: Eukaryota; Fungi; Ascomycota; Eurotiomycetes; Eurotiales; Aspergillaceae.